GCCGGUUGUAUUCGAGCUGAAGACAUCUGAUUAUAGGACCAUUUGUCUACCCGGUUUGCUCUCAUAAACUUACAAAUGCUCACCGAUCAGUUACUCCGACAUAGUUUCUGACUGAUACUAAAACCUCGUGGUGCUGUGCAUUACGACACUAGUGAAUCUGUGCGUAUGGGUGACGUAUCAACCGAUUCAAGCCUUCUUAUCCCAUUCUUAAUGGUCCCGAAUCAAAGUAAACCACUCACUCUCAAACUAAACAGCGUGGCAAGACAAUCUAGCCGAUACUCAGCAAGAGAUCCAAGAUUAAGACGCUAAAUUAAUGCAACCUAAGUCAAACCAGUAUUAUUCUUUAUAAGUAGCAUAAUAUGAAAUAAAAAAUGGAAUCGCUAAAGGAAAGUCCAAGUGUUAUUCUGAGAAAUAGAACUCCACGUGAUAGGAUUAAGGCGCAAGAAGCUGUUCGGGAGUCAUUAUUAACUGAUUCAACAUCAGGAAUUGUGAAAGGUGAUGACGACACUACGAGCAUCGAUUCUUUUUCAAGUCCUGAAUUAGACAUCAGUAAUAAAGAAUCAUUGUUAUAUUUCAAAACUGGAGAAGUGCGUAAGAGUGUGCAGUAUGAAGAAGACUUUGACGGAAUCAAACUUGAUAAUGCAAAUAAUAAUCAAACGAGAAUUAAUAAUUGUGUGCCAGUAACUAAUAAUACGUUCGAAGCUAUUGAAGUUGGUAAAGUUAUGGAAGAUAAGAAAAUUGUAACUAACGAUGCUAAAAAAGUAACUAUACCAGAUGGCGGAUGGGGUUGGGUAGUAGUGCUUUCCUCCUUUGUAAUUUCUAUGAUCGCGGAUGGAAUCAGUUUCUCUUUUGGAUUAUUAUACAUUGAAUUUCUGGAUGAAUUUCAAGCUAGUAAAUCGACUACAGCUUGGAUAGGCAGUCUAUUUAUCGCAGUACCACUACUAUCAGGUCCAGUAAUGAGUGCAUUAGUUGACCGAUAUGGAUGCCGAAGUAUGACAAUAUUGGGAGGUAUUAUUUCAACUAUAGGCUUCGUGCUGGCUUCGAUUUCCACUACUUUAGAAAUGAUGUUGAUCACAUUUGGUGUGAUUGCUGGAUUAGGACUUGGCCUUGUGUACGUGACUGCUGUUGUGUCAAUUGCUUAUUGGUUUGAAAAGAAAAGGAAUCUAGCUGUUGGUUUAGGGGCUUGUGGUACCGGUGUAGGUACAUUCAUUUACGCUCCAAUGACACAGUAUUUUAUUGAAGAGUUUGGAUGGCGAGGAACAAUACUCCUACUAUCUGGUACUUUAUUGAAUUUAUGCGUGUGUGGUUGCGUUAUGCGAGAUCCCGAAUGGUGGAUUUUGGAACAAAAGAAGCAAAGAAACUCAAAGGAUGAUGAUAAAAGUAAUAAAGAUGAUGCCAAAUCUAAACAAUCAAGCUCUGUAUCUAUUGCCAAUGUAUGUUAUGAUAAUGAAACUGUUACACGUGGAAAAAGUAUGAAGAAAUUAAUAAAUAAGGGAUUAUCACCAGAACAAGUGAUAAAAGAUGAAGUGACCAUUAUACAAAAACAAGAAAAUGUUUUUUUGAAUAAACAGUGUAGUAAGCGAAAUUCUGAAUCAUUAGUUAAUAUACCGACGUACCUCACUUACGAUGAUAAGGUGUCUAAAAUAAUACUGGAUGCACUAGUAAAUGAUGCUAGUCAUAAAAAUGAUGCAGAUAUAAAAGUGCCAUCAUUUAAAUCGCAUUCUUUAGAAGAAAAAGAAUAUGAAAAUAGUCCGCCUAUAGUUAAAUUUACAAACGACGCUCUCCAAAGAACACAUUCCGAAAAAUUUGAUCAUAGUAAGGAAAAGAUUUUAGAGAAUUGUCAAUUAAAACAUCCAAAGUUAGGCCAAUUGAGGAAAUCUUUGUCAGAAACAAAAGAAAAUAAGCCUUUAAUAAAGCAAGACAGUAAAGAAAGCAGACGGGAUUGGUUCAAGAAACAGCUUUCAAUUAACCAUCACUACUUAAAGGACUUGAAAAUGCCGUUGAAUUCAAUAAGUCAUCGAAACGCAAUGCUUAAUAUAAAAAGAUAUAAGUUAAAAGCGUCUUCCUGCCCAGAUAUUUUUAAGAACUCUAUGAUAACUGUGAAUGAACAAGAAGAGAAAUGGUAUGACGAUUGCCUCAGCUGCCUCGCUGAUAUGUUCAACGUGAACCUCUUUAAGAAGAUCACCUUCAACCUCCUAUGCUUUGGCACUAUCAUCAUAUUCGUAUGGUUUAUAGUCCCAUACUUCUACCUCGCUGAGCAUAUGAUACAAGAGGGGUAUUCGGAAGACGAUGGUGCAUUUAUGUUGAGUUUGAUUGGCAUUACUAAUACUAUUGGAAUGGUAUCGCUUGGCUGGAUAGGGGACUUCCCGAAAGUCUCAAUCAGCAACCUGUAUGCAGUUUGCCUGAUACUCUGCGGAGCGUCAGUAGCAGCCAUACCCAAAGCAGCGUCAAACUAUUGGAUUCUCGCUUCUAUUUGCUCCUCCUUUGGAUUGCUUUUCGCCGCAUCGUUCACUUUUACACCGAGCUUGUUGGUUACGCUGGUGUCUUUGGAUGAUUUCACGUCGGCAUAUGGAUUGGUUUUGUUAGCUCAGGGUAUUGGGCAUUUGAUUGGGCCGCCUUUGUCAGGUCUCAUUUACGACCUCACUUCAUCCUGGGAGCUCUCAUUUUACCUCGCCGGAGGCUGGAUCGUGGUCGCAGGGGUGCUGAUAUCUUUCAUACAUCCCGUAAAGAAGUACCAGCAGAAACGCGAGGCAACUGAGGAGUGUGAAAUCAGUAUGGCAUAGAUACGAUACCAAUAACUUGCUUACUUGUUCUCUUUUUGACGGGACAAACACGAGCUCUGCGGAAUAAAAAUAGCCAAAGACAAAAAGCCAUAUUUAAUUUUCAAACUUGGUGAUAAGCAGGGGUUCCAGUUUAGUUCCAUAUAUUUUUUUUACCAAUUUUAUUUAAUUGAUUGAUUAGUGGUAAAGUCUUUUCAGUUGCAUGUUCGACCAAAUCAUGAGGUCUUUAGUGCGAUGCCCUAUUCAGUAAUAGGUGUUUAUGCCAACAUGUUCUUAGCUUAGCCCGAAGUUAAGACACGGGAAUUUUUACCUUUCUGUACCUCGAAGAGCACGUUUAAAUUCUUUACUGUUGUCGUAAAGAAGUUUCCUAUUGUCCUAUGCAGUCAGGUUUCUUCGCUAGUUGGAAAGGAAAAAUGGAAGGACAAACUGGUUUAGGCGCUUCAUGAGAAAUAAUUGUCCAUUUUUGCGACGCAUACUGCAGACUCCUCGCAAGAUAUUGUCUCAACAAGCUUAAAGAUAGUAAUAAGGCAUCAGUUACGCAUACCUAAUUAGGUAAAAAAAACAUUCCUACUAAACGUUAUGUUUUUCAGACGGCUUUUAGUACACAUAAUUGUUGUAAUUUGUUUUAAUUGUUUUCGUGAUUACCUUAAUGUUUAUUUGGGUUAUCCAUGUAAUUAAACACUGCCCAUCAUAAUAUCAACCCAUUAUCGGCCCACUACAGGGCACGGGUCUCCUCCUACAAUGAGAGGGCGGUCAAGGCAAGGUAGUCCAGAGUCCUUCACGCUGGCCCAAUGCGGAUCGGUGGACUUCACACAUCUUAUGGAGUACUCUGAGGCAUGCAGGU
Pararge aegeria (speckled wood butterfly) is the source of this 3624-nucleotide messenger RNA. RefSeq names its product monocarboxylate transporter 14-like. The transcript has 6 exons. The record is from RefSeq and is a predicted model, not a curated record. Gene Ontology annotation, molecular function: monocarboxylic acid transmembrane transporter activity. Gene Ontology annotation, biological process: transmembrane transport; monocarboxylic acid transport. Bases 372 to 2783 code for a protein of 803 amino acids. NCBI's taxonomy places the organism in Eukaryota, Metazoa, Arthropoda, Insecta, Lepidoptera, Nymphalidae.